Messenger RNA from Colletotrichum paranaense, 1104 nucleotides. RefSeq names its product transcription factor RfeG. The record is from RefSeq and is a predicted model, not a curated record. Lineage: Eukaryota; Fungi; Ascomycota; Sordariomycetes; Glomerellales; Glomerellaceae. The coding region runs from base 1 to 1104 and encodes 367 amino acids. The transcript is spliced from 3 exons.
AUGUCGAGAUCCUCCCGUGGCCCCCCUCCGGCUUCGUCUGCCCCUCAGAGCGGCCGCUCCAACGAGUACUUCGUUCCGAGAGAUGGAAUUGAUCGCGAGGUCAUCACCGCCGAUAUUUGCCGCUACCUCGGCAACGACGCCCUCGUCCGCCCGGGUCACUACGAGAACCCCCAGACCGGACAAGUCUCACAGGGUUACUACAUCACCGCCUACCGAAACCUAACAACAGCCAUGAUCGACGACUUGAAGGCCGAUUCUGCGCGAUGGGAGGCAGAGAGGCGGCAGCAGGCCGCCCGGAAUAGUUCAGGAGGUACAUUUACCUCAAGAGACGCGACGGCUCUUUUGUCGAGACGUUCUAACUCCCCUACAGCAGGGUACCGCCAGUCGGAGACUCACUCCGCACGCCAACACUAUGGUCCCACGGAUUCCACUGGCUACCCGGACGUAGGACGUGAUUCCUAUGAAAGCACCCCUAGAUAUCCAGGAUCUCAAGCCCCAGGUUACUCGGGGAACUCUGCCCAGGGCUACUCUGGAUCUACCCCUUCCUAUCAACAGCAGCCUUCUUCUUCUUACUCAAGUGGUGGGUAUCCCUAUUCUGGACAGCCAGACCCAAGAGCCGACCCCAGGUACGCUGGACAGAGCCAAAUGGGACAAGGAUACGGUGAACCCCCGUACAUUGCUACGGCCGCGAACAUGGCGGCGCAAAGAAACUACCCCGCCGACCCCUACGCAGGACAGCCCUCUCGGACUCCUACUUCGAUGGCGCCUCCGCCAGGAGGGCCGGCUUACUCUUCCGGAUCACAGGUUCCGGCAGGAUAUCCCACAGGUUACUACCCGCCUUCGACGUCAGCCUCGUACGGUUCCACGCCGGUGGCUUCUGAUCCGAUGUACGGACGCGCGUCCCCAGCAGGUGGUGUUGCUCACCCGUCUCUCUCUGGCCAAGGAGGAUCACAGUAUGAUAAGCCCCCUGCACCCCGUGGUUCUGCUCCUCCAUCGAGUUCCAAAGCUCAGACGACAAGUAGUGGAUCAUCGCACUCUCGCCGCAGCGAAAGGGAUUCCGACAGGCAUCACCAAUCCGACCGCCAUCGCCCCCCGCGUCGCUAA